ACCCUAAUCAGUUUGACUUUGACAUUUCCCGAAUUAUUAUCUAACCUCACUUGUGGGUUCGUAUCUAAUAUUACAAAAUCGAGAUGGCUUAUGACUUAAAACAAGAAGAUGAGGUGAAGGAGUACAUAGAAAACCUCGGUAUCGAAUACCGCUUCGGCUGCUAUAAGGAGAAAAAGCCGGAAGUAUGUCAUCUUUUGGGUGAUUAUCUGGAGGCAAUAAAGAAGGAUUUCGACAAGGCUGCGAAGGUGUUUAAAAGCAAUUGUUUGGAUUAUAAAUUUGGCAAAUCAUGUCUGAAGAUUGGGAACUAUACGUUGAUUGGUCGUGGGCGGGAGAAGGGUGACGCUGCUGAAGCGUUGAAGUACUUCGAGAAAGGAUGCGAAUAUAACGAGCCGGGAGCGUGCCUACACGCUGGUAUGCUUCUCACCGCCACUGGACCAGGAGUUAAUAUAACCAGAGAUGUCCCUAAAGGUUACAACUACCUCAAGAAAAGCUGUGACCAAAAUGAUCCGAUGGCCUGCCACUACUUAUCUGGAAUGUAUCUCACUGGAGUACCCAAGAACGUAGCAGAAUUCAACCCUCACAGACCAGAUAAAAACGCCAACAUUGAAUACCUCAUAAAGUCUGACAAAACUCAAGCAUUCAAUUUUGCUAAGAAAGCUUGUGAGCUCGGAAACAUGUAUGCUUGUGCGAAUGUCAGUAUGAUGUACAAAAGAGGUGACGGCGUGGAAAAGAAUCCGGAUGAAUCAAAGAAAUUCUUUGAAAUCGCACAAGCAUUACAGAAAGCUCAUGAAACAACCAAAGAGAUCAAGUUCCAACAAGGUUUAGAUGGCAAAUAGUGUAAAAAGGAAUCAGAAACUGCAUUUAUGUUAAAAGUUGUAUAGUGUUUACCUCUGUAGAUAAAUUCAAUGUACAAAUAAAUUAUUGUUACAUGACUGAA
Messenger RNA from Helicoverpa zea (corn earworm), 937 nucleotides. It is a transcript of the gene Coa7, whose product is annotated as cytochrome c oxidase assembly factor 7 homolog. Gene Ontology annotation, molecular function: protein binding. The coding region runs from base 84 to 836 and encodes 250 amino acids. Lineage: Eukaryota; Metazoa; Arthropoda; Insecta; Lepidoptera; Noctuidae. Gene Ontology annotation, cellular component: mitochondrial intermembrane space. The transcript has 2 exons. The record is from RefSeq and is a predicted model, not a curated record.